AUGGCGCCCUUGUUCAGUGCCAAUCCCUCGACUCUUUGUGGCAAGAUUAGUACUUUAACUGCGGGAAAGAGAACACGUUUUGAAGUCCAGAUUCCGGCAAAUAUAACAGCAUCAUUCCCUGUCUCUCUCGUCUCUGUUUCCAAUGAUAGUAAGAAGCUUCCAAAACCGUACGUGUACGAGGAUAUUCUGACUGAAUUGCUGAACAAAAUCACUUGGACACCAUCAAAUAUUACCUAUAUUAACGACCAGGUCGACACAAAGAUCAUGAUGGAGAAGUAUUUCCUGGCCUCGGAACGUAUCUCACACCUAUGGGACUUCUAA
This is a messenger RNA of Bipolaris sorokiniana ND90Pr, 321 nucleotides long. RefSeq lists its product as uncharacterized. Lineage: Eukaryota; Fungi; Ascomycota; Dothideomycetes; Pleosporales; Pleosporaceae. Bases 1 to 321 code for a protein of 106 amino acids. The transcript has 2 exons. The record is from RefSeq and is a predicted model, not a curated record.